This is a messenger RNA of Topomyia yanbarensis, 1542 nucleotides long. RefSeq lists its product as uncharacterized. The transcript has 5 exons. The coding region runs from base 108 to 1475 and encodes 455 amino acids. Gene Ontology annotation, biological process: regulation of cilium movement; cilium-dependent cell motility; axonemal dynein complex assembly. Lineage: Eukaryota; Metazoa; Arthropoda; Insecta; Diptera; Culicidae. The record is from RefSeq and is a predicted model, not a curated record. Gene Ontology annotation, cellular component: axonemal dynein complex; axoneme.
CUUCAAACCGGGGCGUGUACGGAAGCGGCUCAUUAGUGAUCAGGUUAUGUAAGCUGGGCGGUGCAAGAAAUCCACACGGACGGAGCUUGACACGCGAUCAGUCAAUCAUGGCCCUGGCUGGUCUGGAUCUGGAUUUCGAACCAGAACGCACCGAAGAGUCGCCACCAAAGCCGAUCAACAUGCGAAAGCUUCGGAUGCUCGAGAAACGGAAGGCCCGGAAAGAGGCCGCUGAAGAAAGGAAGAGGAAAGUGGUUAGGGAUCAACUGAUAAGAGAGCAGAAAUAUACGCUGGGAACGGAAAAACGUGCGUUCGCGAAUUGGGAGCAGAUGUGUUCGGAUGUACGAUUUCAGGAUAUAUGGGAGGAAAUGCUACAAGUCAAGCAGAAUGUGCAAAUGCUUUUCGACCGAAAGAAUGCAUACAUUGACCGGCUGUUUAAUGAUCGCUUCGAAAUUGAAGAUAUUUAUUCGAAGAAUUUGCAGCGACUGAAACGAUUGAUCAGAUGUUAUUCAGAAAUACAUCAGUACUUCAAUGAAAGUUUGUCGGCUCAAUAUCAAGAAGAAUGCAAACAUCGGUUAACAGAGUUCCGGCGUGAGACUGUUUCGAAAGAGGGUCACGGCAACGAGUGCACUGAACAAAUGGAAGGCGCUUUGAUUUCACUCGAAGAGGCAAUGGCGCAGGGGCUGGUAGAUGAUCGGGUAGAUUUCAUCAAAAAGAAUGAUGACACCAUCAAUGCACACAUCGAGAAACGUGAUAAACUUCGGGACAGGAAAGUUAACCAGCUGGGACAAUUGCAUGGUGAAAUUAAAUCGGUUGUGAACGACUAUUUCGCCACUAUUCUACAUCCGGAGAAAGAAAAGGCCUAUUACGAAAUGUUCGAUAGGGACCAAACUUCCAGGAAAGUUAUUGCCGAUAAUCGAGUAAAAAUCAAAGAACUGAACUCAACUAUAAAACGGUUGAACAAGAAGUUAGUGGAUGUGGAAAUCGCUGGAACGAGGAAGGUUAUCACCAAACGAUUCGCCAAACGCAAUACUGAGCAGGAUCUGGAUACUUUGAAGCGAAAGUUGAUAAAAAUGGACGAAGAUCAAAUGGAACGGAUGAAAGAGCUGUCAUAUGAUGCAUUCCAUGUUUAUAAAUACGUUAACGAGCUGGCGGAAAGAGGGAGGUUAAUUCUAAGCUUGGCACAAAACUGUACAAAAUUUGAGACGGCUGACGACGUGAAGUAUUUCAAGAAACGGAUAGAUCAAGGACCCGGCAGUACUGAUUGUCCAUCUGAGUUUGAGUUUUUCUUCGACAAAAUUAAUCGCGCCAAGGCAAUAAAUGUGCUGAAGUUGGCAGAAAGAGACCAGUUGCUUCAGACCAACCGCGAAUUGCAGCGAAAAUUUCAAGAAUAUUGCAAACUGAACAGCCCCAAAGCAGACAUGUCCGGUUUUAAAUUGAUCGUUAAAGGUAUAGAAUCAAGUGAGGGCCAGAAAUAAUGGUAUGUAUUUAACGAAUCAUGACAGUUAAAUGUUUGGUUGGAAAUGAAACAAAUUUUGAAUUUUA